This is a messenger RNA of Leucoraja erinaceus (little skate), 3410 nucleotides long. RefSeq names its product transportin 3 (gene tnpo3). Gene Ontology annotation, molecular function: small GTPase binding. Gene Ontology annotation, biological process: protein import into nucleus. The transcript has 23 exons. Gene Ontology annotation, cellular component: cytoplasm; nuclear membrane. NCBI's taxonomy places the organism in Eukaryota, Metazoa, Chordata, Chondrichthyes, Rajiformes, Rajidae. The record is from RefSeq and is a predicted model, not a curated record. Bases 232 to 3003 code for a protein of 923 amino acids.
GUGUUCCAAUCGGAGCGCUUGUUGUGUGAGGCCAAGUUCCGGUGUGGGCUCAAUGGCGGCUCGGAGACGCUGUGAGGCGAUUUAAAUUUAAAGAACUGAAUUUAAAAAAUAGCCACAACUCCCGGAACGAACUAAGAGGCUCGCUGCGGGAGAUCGAGCAGUUCCGGAUCGAGAGUCUCACUUACUUCGCACCAUAGCCGCAGCGGGGCGGCAGGCCCAGGCCCAGGCGCCAUGGCCGUGGACAGGCCCUCGCUCACUGUCGUCUACCAGGCCGUCAAAGCGCUUUACCACGACCCCGACCCUGCCGGCAAGGAGCGCGCUUCCGUGUGGCUCGGCGAGUUCCAGAGAUCGAUGUUUGCUUGGGAGAUUGCAGAUCAGCUGCUUCAGUUGCAGCAAGAGGUGGAGCUCUGCUACUUUGCAGCUCAGACAAUGAAGAUGAAGAUUCAGACCUCAUUUAAUGAACUUCCUCCUGAAACACAUGCCUCCCUACGAGACUCACUACUCACCCAUAUUCAGAAUUUGAAGGACGUGUCCCCUGUGAUUGUUACACAGCUGGCUCUGGCGAUUGCAGAUCUUGCCCUGCAAAUGGCUUCAUGGAAAGGAUGCGUGCAAAUGCUAACUGAAAAGUAUGGCAAUGACCCAUCAUCCCUAUCCUUCUUGUUAGAAAUCUUAACUGUGCUCCCAGAGGAGGUUCACAGUCGCUCGCUUCGAAUUGGAGCUAACCGCCGCACUGAAAUAAUCGAGGACCUGGCAUACUCCUCAAGCACAGUGGUAUCCAUGUUGACAGCCUGCACAGAGAGCUGUGGCAACGAGGAGAAGACUCUGAUGAAAGUGUUCCGAUGCUUGGGCAGCUGGUUUAACCUGGGUGUUUUGGAUAGCAACUUCAUGGCAAAUAACCGACUAUUGCUAAUCCUUUUUCAGGUUUUGCAACGUGAUGAAACAUCGACAAACCUGCACGAGGCUGCAUCAGACUGUGUCUGUUCAGCGUUGUAUGCCAUUGAGAAUGUGGAGACAACAAUACCGUUAGCUCUGCAUCUGUUUCAGGGUGUUCUAACUCUAGAAUCUGCAUAUCAUAUGGCUGUGGCACGUGAGGAUCUUGAUAAAGUUUUAAAUUACUGUCGGAUUUUUACUGAGUUAUCUGAGACGUUUUUGGAGGUGAUCGUGCAGACCCCAGGGCAAGGGCUUGGAGACCUGCGGACACUGGAACUAUUACUGAUUUGUGCAGGGCAUGCACAAUAUGAGGUAGCAGAAAUCAGCUUUAACUUCUGGUACAGAUUGGGAGAGUAUCUGUACAAAAUGAGUGAUCCAUCACGCCAUGCUGUCUUUCGUCCUUACAUCCAGCGACUGCUUCAUGCCUUGGCCCGACACUGCCAGCUAGAACCAGAUCACGAAGGAAUUCCAGAAGACUCUGAUGACUUUGGAGAGUUCCGGAUCAGGGUGUCAGAUCUUGUGAAGGAUGUGAUAUUUCUGGUUGGGUCAAUGGAGUGUUUCACCCAGCUCUAUUCUACAUUGAAAGACAGUGGACCUUCUUGGGAGAUCACAGAAGCUGUUCUCUUUAUAAUGGCUUCCAUAGCAAAGAGUGUGGAUCCUGACAAUAACCCUACCUUAGCUGAAGUACUUGAGGCUGUGGUCCAGCUCCCAGAUACUGUGCACAUUGCAGUCCGAUUCACUAGCAUUGAACUGGUUGGCGAACUGAACGAGGUUGUUGAUAGAAAUCCCAGAUUCUUAGAUCCGGUGUUGAAUUAUUUGAUGAAAGGACUACGGGAGAAAACACUAGCUUCAGCAGCAGCCAAGGCCAUUCAGAACAUCUGCUCCUCCUGCCGUGAUCACAUGACCCACCACUUUGAGGGCCUCCUGGAGAUUGUCCGUUCCCUUGACACCUUCAGCCUCUCCCAUGAAGCUGCCAUUGGCCUCCUAAAAGGUACAGCACUUGUUCUUUGCCGGCUUCCUCUGGAUAAGAUCACUGAAUGCCUUAGCGAGCUGUGUGCUGUGCAAGUCAUGGCAUUAAAAAAGCUCCUGGCACAAGAGCUCAGCAAUGACUUGGCUACAGACCCCACCAUAUGGUUGGAUCGACUGGCUGUUAUUUUUAGACACACAAAUCCUAUUGUUGAAAACGGACAGACGCAUCCAUGUCAGAAGGUGAUACAUGAAAUCUGGCCCGUCUUAUCUGAAACAUUGAACAAACACCAAGCGGACAAUCGAAUCGUGGAGCGCUGCUGUCGAUGUUUACGAUUUGCUGUGCGUUGUGUGGGGAAAGGCUCUGCAGCAUUACUUCAGCCCCUAGUUACUCAGAUGGUGAAUGUGUAUCGCGUGCACCCACAUUCCUGCUUUCUCUACCUUGGCAGUAUUCUGGUUGAUGAGUAUGGAAUGGAAGACGGAUGCCGGCAGGGACUACUGGACAUGGUGCAGGCUUUGUGUAUGCCAACCUUCCAGCUGCUUGAACAACCAAAUGGCCUUCGGGAUCAUCCAGACACAGUGGACGAUCUUUUCCGCCUGGCAACCAGGUUUAUUCAGCGGAGCCCAACUACACUCCUCCAAAGUCAGAUCAUCAUUCAUAUCUUAAACUGUGCUAUCGCAGCUGUCAUCCUCGACCACCGGGACGCUAACUGCAGUAUCAUGAAAUUCCUGCGGGAUCUUAUCCACACAGGGGUUGCUAAAGAUCAUGAGGAUGACUUUGAACUGCGAGAGGGUCUGAUCAAGCAGGUGAUGACCCAGCACGGACAGCAGUUAGUCAACCAGCUGCUCCAAGCUGUGUGCUUCUGCCUUCCCCCAUAUACUUUGCCGGAUCUAGCUGAAGUUAUAUGGGAAAUAAUGCAAAUUGACAGAGUGACAUUUUGCAGAUGGUUGGAAAUAUCACUCAAGUCAUUACCUAAGGAAACGGCAGGCGGUGCUGUCACGGUGACACACAAACAGUUGACAGACUUCCAUAAACAAGUCACCAGUGCUGAUGAAUGUAAAAAGGUUUGCUGGGCUUUGAGAGACUUCACGCGCCUCUUCCGAUAGCUGUAUUCACAAAUCCAUGACUUGCAUCAGUCUCCCAGAGGACCGUAUCUCAAACAAACAGACUGGAAAUGCAAAUAUAAACUAAACAAAUCGCCACGGCUGGGUACCAGCAAGAGCAAAUGGGGCAAACAAUCACAAGCAGAGGUCUGUAGCCUGCGCGAGAAGUGCCAAACACCCUAUUGCAUAACGCCAUAUGGCUGGAGCUUCCCUGGCAUUGUGCAUCAGGGCAUGCAAGGGGUUGGGGGAAGUCCAGGAUUUUAUUUCCCCUUCCCAGCUUCAAGAUGGCUUCAACAGAGGAACAACAGCAUGAAUGAACAGCUGCCAAAAUGACUGGCAGUGGAAAUUCAGUUGCCUUGAGCUUGUAUGUAAAAGGGAGGAUCUGGAAUAAACCAGCUUUUAAUCCGCCA